AGAGCACUUCGGGAAAGGGGCUGGGCCCGCGCGGCUUUUCCGCGUCGAAGUUCCUGUGAGAAACCUCGCGUGGCGAGCUACCCGGAGGAAAAUUAAUUGUCUUGGCUAUUAUUUGCCUAUUUGUGUGAUGACUGACACUUUUGAAGGGAUUCCAAGAUGCCAAAACUCAGAGAUACUUUACUUUUAAUUGAUGUUUGGACUUGCAGAGCCUAUUUACUUUCAGGAAUCUAGAGAAAACUGUUCCCCAAAAAGAAACCCAUUAGUUUGGAACUGGAGGAUUCCUUUGUAUCAGAUACUCAGAUGAAGGAAUCACCGAUAGAGGGUGAACCUGACAAGGCAGUGGCACCACAGCUGCUGCAGUUAGAUGAAAUUAAGACAGAACCCAACAAUACCCAGGAGUAUUGUCAAGCCCAACAUUCCAAAACUCAGGAGAAUGAACUGAAAAUAAACACUACGUUCUCAGACAGUGCCUCACAGUUGACUAUAGGCAUUCAGCUUUCUCUGGCAUCAUCUGGCUUGAAUAAAAUGCUUCCUUCAGCUCCAGCCACAGCUGUUCAGGUUUCCUGUGCUGGCUGCAAAAAAAUCCUCCAGAAGGGGCAAACUGCUUAUCAGAGGAAAGGGUCUACACAGCUUUUCUGCUCCACACUGUGCAUCACUGAGUACAUUUCAGCUGCCAAUACACCAGCUCUUCCCAAGAGAACUUGUUCAAACUGCUCAAAAGACAUUUUAAAUCUGAAGGAUGUGAUCAGCGUCCCGCUGGAAGACACUAUCUCUAGCAAAAAUUUUUGUAGUCAAUCUUGUCUUUUAUCAUAUGAAGGAAAAAGAAAACCAUUUGUUACCAUAUAUACUAAUUGUGUUUUAACCAAAUGCAACAUAUGUCAGAAGACUACUCUCAUUCAGUAUGAAGUAAAAUACCAGAACGUGAAACAUACUCUUUGCAGUAAUGCCUGCUUUUCAAAGUUUCACUCUGCUAACAACCUCAUCAUGAACUGUUGUGAGAACUGUGGAGCUUACUGUUACACUAGCUCUAGUCUGUUUCAUAUACUUCAGAUGGAAGGACAGUCUCUUUACUUAAAUAGUUCAAAGAGUGUUACAGCAUCUAAGCAGAAACCAGCCAAGACACUUAUAUCUGCUCUUUGGAAAUCGGUGAAGACCUCAGAUGAAAUGAUUGAGAUUACCAAUGACUCAGGGAAGACAGAGCUUUUCUGCUCUGUUCGUUGUUUCUCUGCUAACAGUAAAGCUAAGAUGGAAUCUUCUACAGUAAAUGUUUCCAUGGUGCAUGAUACUUCAACAGAGCUCCUUUCUGCAAAGAAGCUCCUUUCUCCAAAGAAAGAUACGACUCCAGUUAUAAGCAAUAUAGUGUCGUUGGCAGAUACUCAUGUUGCCCUGCCCAUCAUGAACUCUGAUGUCUUACAAGAUACAGUUUCUUCAGUAACAGCAAAUGUGAUUGCAGAUAUUCCUAAGAGUUCACCCAGUGAGUCAAGUAGUGGUGUUGCUAGUAGCAGUGUCGAACAGCCAAGUCUUGCACCAUCUUCAUCAGUACUCGGUCAGCAUACGAUUGGCUCCAGUAUAGAAGUACAGAAAGAGCAAGUGUCAAACCAAGAUGAUGCAUGCAGUAUGGAAUCUAUGAAAAGAAGUGAUAGACUGUGUCGCCCAAAAUUUACAUCCAAAGUACAAAAAGUUAAAGGUAAAUCACGAAGUAUUAAAAAAUUUUGGUGUUCAAAUUUUCAGCAGUUAGAAAACAGUGUUAGAAAGAAUGUAACAUUCUGUUAUUCAUGCCAGUUGUUCUGCCAAAAAAAUUUUAGGUAUGGAAGGCAAUCAUUUGCAGCCCAAGGAAUUACUAAUUGGAAAAAAACUCUGGAAAAAUUCAGAAAGCAUGAAAAAAGUAAAAUGCAUUUGAAGUCAUUGCAAUUUUGGAGGGAACACCAGUUUUGUGACAAAGCUGUCAAUGGUAAUUUAUCUAUUCAUUCAAAACAGAUUGAAGAAAAUACAAAGUACCUAAAGCUUAUAAUUGAAAAUAUUUUAUUUCUUGGAAAGCAGUGUUUACCCUUAGGAGAAAACGACCAGUCUAUUUCAUCUGUGAAUAAAGGCAAUUUUUUAGAAUUGUUAGAAAUCAGAGCAAAAGAUAAAGGAGAAGAAAUAUUUCAACUUACGAAUUCACAGGUUGACUUCUAUAAUAGUACACAAAUUCAAAAUGAUAUUAUUGAAAUAAUAAAGACUGAAAUGUUGCAAGAUAUUGUGAAUGAGAUCAAUGUCUCCUCAGCUUUUUCUAUAAUAUGUGAUGAGGCAACUUAUAGUGUCACUAAAGAACAGCUUUCAAUUUGUGUAAGAUACCCACAAAAAACAUCAAAGGCUAUUUUAAUUAAAGAAAGAUUCUUGGGUUUCAUAGAUGUUGAAGAGAUGACUGGGACCAACUUACACAGGACUAUCACAACUUACUUGCAGCAAAUUGGAGUUGAUCUGAAUAAAUUACGAGGCCAGGCCUAUGACAGUACCACUAAUUUGAGGGUGAAAUUUAAUAAAGUUGCAGCAGAAUUCAAGAAGGAAGAGCCAAGAGCUUUAUACGUACAUUGUUAUGCACAUUUUUUGGAUUUAGCAGUCAUUAGGUUUUGUAAAGAAGUAAAAGAACUCCGAAGUACUCUAAAGAUUCUCAGUUCUUUGUUCAACACACUUCAUAUGUCGGGGGAAAUGUCUGCAAAUUUUCAAAAGAUUUGUAACCUAAGUCAAAACAAAACAUGCAAGAAACAUACCUCACAAUCAUGUUGGACAGUCCAUGACCAUACAUUACUAUCUGUGAUUGAGGGUCUUCCUGAGAUUAUCGAAACACUCAACAUUGUAUCAAACCAUUCUUCAAAUACAAGUUUGUCUGAUGAAUUGAGUGAUUUGUUGACACUGGUUUCCAAAUUUGAAUUUAUCUUUUGUCUAAAAUUUCUUUAUCGAGUAUUAAGCGUUAUAGGAAUUCUUUCCAAAGAGCUUCAAAGUGAAACCAUAGACAUUUUCUCUUUGUCUUCAAAAAUAGAAGCAAUUAUGGAAUGUUUAUCAUCUGAAAGAAAUGAUGUCUAUUUCAAAACUAUCUGGGACGGAGCAGAAGAAAUAUGUCAAGAAAUAACUCAUAAAGGUUUUGAAGUUGAAAGACCUUUUCAGAAAAGAAGAAAAAUUCAGAAAACAACAGACCUUGACAAUUCAGGCAGUAUGUUUUUUCCUACCUCAACAGAAGAACAAUAUAAAAUUAAUAUUUAUUACCAAGGAUUAGAUGCUAUAUUACAAAAUUUAAAAUUAUGUUUUUCAGAGUUUGAUUAUUUCAAGAUGAAGCAAAUUUCAGAACUAUUAUUUAAAUGGAAUGAACCAUUAAGUGAAGCAACAGCCAAACAUAUCCAAGAAUUUUAUAAACUUGAUGCAGACAUCAUCCCAGAACUUAGAUUUUAUCGGCAAUAUGCAAAGCUCAACUUUGUCAUGGAUUAUGAUAACAUCAACUUUAUCAAUCUUGGCUCUUUGUUUAUUCAGCAUGGUCUUCACAAUAAUAUUCCUUGCAUAUCAAAGCUGUUAGAUAUUGCUUUGUCUUGGCCAGUUACUUCAACAAGCGUUGAAAACUCAUUUUCUGUACUACCUCGUCUUAAAACAUAUUUAUGUCAUACCAUGGGACAAGUGAAGUUCAGUGGCUUGGCCCUGAUGGCUGUUGAACAGGAAUUGGUAAAUAAACUGAUGGAGCCAGAAAGACUCAAUGGAAUUGUGGAAAAGUUUAUCCAUCAGAUGAAAGAAAUAUAGUACUUGCUAAUUUGAAUUUACACCUGAAAGACUUCCGUGUUUCUGUUGGAACAUAAGUUUUUAUUGCAAAUUUUUGUCUCAAGAAAAACAUUUUUUUAUCUUCAACUUGCCUUUUUCACUUUACAAGGUUGUUUUUGAGAUUGUCCCAUGUCAAUACGUAGUAUUUUUUUUUUACAACUGUAAGAUUUAAUUGUAUUGAUGUAUUGUAAAAUAUUGGAACAGUCCCUGCUGAUAAACACUUUCUUUCUAAUCUUUUGCUAGUAUAAAUAAUGCUGCAUUUAAUAACCUUGUACACAGGUCUAUUGCACAUUGAGUUACUGUAAGAUAAAAUUUUAAUUAGAAUACUAGGUAAAAAAUUUGUGCAUUUUUGAUAGAUAUUAGCAAAUUGCUUUCUACAAGGAUUAUGCCAAUUUACAGUCCCACCAACGGUUGAGAGUGCCUGUUUCUUCAAAUCUUUGUAAAGCAGGGUUAUCAAAUGUUUUGAUUUUUGCCAAUCUGCAUCUGAAUGGUAUUUUAAUCUCUGGCGAUUAAACCUCAGUGGAAUUUUGUAUUUUCACUUAAGAAAAAGCUUGGGUAUCUGCUUGAGCCAUUUGUAUAUCCUUUUCUAUAAACUGUAUCAUUUAAACAUUAAAACUAUUGCUGUGUUUUUGGUUGACACAAUAACUGGAGGAACACAAUAGGAAUUCUUUUUUU
This is a messenger RNA of Hipposideros armiger (great roundleaf bat), 4458 nucleotides long. RefSeq names its product zinc finger MYM-type containing 1 (gene ZMYM1). Bases 301 to 3765 code for a protein of 1154 amino acids. Lineage: Eukaryota; Metazoa; Chordata; Mammalia; Chiroptera; Hipposideridae. The record is from RefSeq and is a predicted model, not a curated record. Gene Ontology annotation, molecular function: protein dimerization activity; zinc ion binding. The transcript is spliced from 11 exons.